AUCAGCUGACGCGACGUCAAUGAGAAGUUCUCAUUGAGAACGUCAAGUUGCGUCAAAUGCGUGUAUGUACACGAGGAUUCACAGGAUAUAUCGUUGAAUUUUUAUAGAAAAAGCGAUACAGCACUCUUGACAGUUUUACAAAAGAGACAGAUACAUGUAAACAAAGAAAAAGCAGAAGGAUUCGCAAGAUCAUAGAGUGACGGGUGUAAACAUUGUUCCGUCGGAUCGGAGAUCGCGUCGAGGAAAAUGCACCACGUGGAGAUCGAGGACUUCUAUCACCACGAUUUUACCACCGUCUCGGAAUGGGAGGUGUUCAUCGCGCGACUCGAGGAGAUCAUGCACGAAUGGAAGCUGUCACACACGAAGGUCGCGAGCCCCCUGAAAUCCGGAGAUUUCGUCAACUGCGAAUGGCACGAGGCCUCGGAGAAGCUGAAUUUCGCAGAUGUAGAAUUUUUACUGAAGCACUAUAAGCUGAAAAAGGAAGGUGAAGAAGAGGACCCGACGAGUCUUCAGGAAGAACGUGAGGAGGAACGCGAAGAGGAAUGGCUGCAGUGCCAGAAGGACGCGUUGGAUAUAUCCAAUGAUUUCGUGAGGCUCGAUGACAACUGCAUGGAAAUAGCCUGUUAUUACGGUGUUCGGGAAUUCCUUGUCUUAAUACCGGCUCGAAAAAUGAGUUUAAUGGACGAAACUCGAAUUAAGAUUCUUCUCAGCUCGCUGACAAUCGCGACUAACAACGCGAACUGCUAUAUUCCCGCGUUGGUGCAAGUGCAGGAGCCUUGGCAGAAAAUGUAUCUCGGCGGUUGCGCCGGUAAAGGAGCCUGCGUUCAUUUUGACAUGGUGCAUCUGAAGAAGGUCCCGUCGCAUUGCAAAUAUCUUACUGGUUUACUCGCUCUGUUCAAGCAAAAGCUCGGAGAGGGCUGUGGGAUAAGGCUGGAUUCCAUUAUGGUGUCCGUCAGAUUCUCUUAUCUGCUGAAGGACUGGACCAACAGCACGUGGACGCAGGAGCCGCCGGAUUUUGAUUUCAUGCAGGGGGAAACGCUAGGCGUGGCCGAACUGGGCAAGCUUCCCUUCGGAGCUACCUUCGAUCCUGUCGGGGAACUUAAUUUAUUCACCACGUGGCCGGAAAUGCCGGACAACGUGGUGGUCGACAGCGAGGGAUACUCGGACCUCGAACCGCAACUCGCUCCCGAAUGGUCGGUGCAAGUGAAAAUGGUGGCUCUGCCGGCCUGCCUGCUCGGCGAGUACAUGACGGACUUUCUGCACUUGUGCAACAAUCAGAAGACCAUGGUGGAGCUGUUGGGCGAGAACGCGUCCUACAUCCACGACGACGAUCAGACGCAUCUGAGCGCGGCCUUCAACGUGCUCACCGAGUCCAGAAUACCUACGAUCUCGACGGUCGUGGGUAGGGCCAGCGCGAAAAAGAAUAAGAGCGUCGAUGGUCCAAUCUCGGAGGACAUGUUGCUAGCUAUACUCUACUUUCUCUUUCCGGACGCGGACGAUACUUCGAAAUUUCCUUACGACAUCACUGCAUCCAACGUGGAGGACGAUCAGUGGAAGGGCGUGAAGACUUGUGCGACGGACAGCUUGGUGUGGCGUUUGUCGGUCGUCGCGGCGCAUUGCACGCACAAUCUCGGCGGCGUUAUGGCUCUGGCUCAGCUCUGGCACGAGUUCGUGCAGGAGAUCAGGUUCCGUUGGGAGAAGACUAUCUUCGUACCAGGAGUCGGACCUGGUUUUCCGGACUCCGUUCGCACGUGCUUGCUGCAUCAAAAGUUACAGAUGAUGAACUGCUGCAUAGCGAGGAAGAAAGCGCGGGAGGAGAACGCGCACAGAUCUCAGAGCAUGGAGGUCGACGAUGUGGAGGAGACAGUGAAACUUGAAAACUCUCUCGGCUUGGCUUCUGCAGAAUCCGAAGAGGAGGAAUUUUUUGAGUGUUCGAGCGAGGAGCUGGCGAACGAGGAGGCUCCGUCAACGAGGAUGCAGUUGAAGGCAAAGCACCUGCUGUGGAACAAACCAGCGGGUAGAUUGGCCAAACAUCCUUCACUCAGGCUGAUUCAAACCGGAGACCCUCUUUAUCUACCAAUCACGCAGGAUCCCGUGCCAAAGACGGAGGAUCAGCUGGAGGAGGACGCGCAGGUGAUGAUGCAGCUCGGUACCGACAAAUUCGCUUCUGAAAUGCGAGCUCGAAUGAUGAGCGCGUCCUUACUGUCCGACAUGGAGUCCUUUAAGGCGGCAAAUCCUGGUGCGGUGUUGGAGGACUUCAUCCGAUGGUACUCCCCAAGGGAUUGGAUUGAUGACGAAGGCGUCGACGAGUGGGGGCAGGGAAAGGGCCAUUUGUCGCCGCGGAUGAUGAUCCCUGAUAAUCCGUGGUCGACAACGUGGAUAUCAGCACAACCCGUUCCUGCGCACCGGCAAAAAAGAUUAUUUGACGACACACGAGAGGCGGAGAAGGCUCUACAUUACCUGUGCUCAAGGCGGAUAGGCCAGGUUGCGCAGCUCCUGUUGCCAACUUUGACACAUGCCGCGCUUUAUACCCUGAGCUCACAGAAACAGGAGGCUCUGCCCAGUUUAUCUGAUGUCGCGCAGAGCAUUCUCAAUAAAUUGCAGUUUGCAACGAAGCCAAUUCAUCAGAAGCUGCAGUUAUAUGAGGAAAUUACACGGGACGUCGAGAGCGUGGAGGCACUGGUCGCGCAAGUAAAUUCACUGCAGCACAAAUUAGGCGGUAACACCGAUUCCAAAGAAUUCACGUCCUUUCUGAUUCAGUUGAUGCGAGGGAAGGAAGUGAGCGUACCUGGUGGCUCCAGGGGAAACAUUGGAGCUCGCAUAACAACGAUGUUCCGUGACGCUCAGAAAGCUGCUCAUAUGAUGACGUCUGUUACAAACAGCGAUGCGAUUGACGCCGCGGGUGAUAGCCGCUACAAAACGUUCCCCGAACCGUCAUGUAAGGAAUUCAUUCUGCGGGCGAUAAUGCCACGACCUUCGCCAGCCUCCACGCCACAGCCGCAGCGAUUAUAUGCCUGCCUCAAACGAGACCACAUUCGCUUAGCCGGACUUUUCUCCGAGGAUACGACAUUCCUGUAAUUCUAACUGGAGUCCGUUGUUUGCGGAUGUGACAGACCUUGUGUAAUCCUCCGUGAAUACGUAAACUUGCGUGCACCGUCACGUUUAUCAAUCGUUGGUGAUUGCGAACCACGCGUCAUACAUCAAAUUUGCUUCAUUCUUUUUGUUGAACGAUCCCGUCCGCAAUCUGUUUUUCUGAUACAUCAGAGAUAAUUUUCGAUCUCGCGUGCGUUUUAUAGACGGGAACAAUGCAAGGAAUAAUUACGUGGGCAAUUCUGACAUGCGAUAUUUUUCGGUAAUGUCGACGAUUCAUCAAACCGUUCGUUUCACUGCAUAUCGUGAAUGAAUUUACGCUUCAAAAAAUAAAUGUAAUCGGUUUUUACGGUUUUAA
Ooceraea biroi (clonal raider ant) is the source of this 3448-nucleotide messenger RNA. RefSeq names its product RAB3 GTPase activating protein subunit 1 (gene Rab3GAP1). The record is from RefSeq and is a predicted model, not a curated record. Gene Ontology annotation, molecular function: GTPase activator activity. Gene Ontology annotation, biological process: positive regulation of GTPase activity. NCBI's taxonomy places the organism in Eukaryota, Metazoa, Arthropoda, Insecta, Hymenoptera, Formicidae.